AUGGGGAGUGGAAUGAGCAAGAUUGUCACCGGCCUCUACCUCGGGAAUAUUCGUGACUCUGAGGACCAUGAGAACCUGCUGAGGAAGGGGGUGACCCACAUCCUGUCCGUCCACAACCGUGCCAAGCCCGUGCUGGAGGACAUGACCUAUCUAUGUAUCUCGGCCUCGGAUUCAUCCAGUCAAAAUCUGCUGCAGCAUUUUAAGGAAUGCAUCCAGUUCAUCCACGAGUGCCGGCUCGGAGGGGGAGGCUGCCUGGUGCACUGCCUGGCUGGGGUGUCCCGCAGCACUACCAUCCUGGUGGCUUACCUGAUGACAGUGACAGAUCUGGGCUGGGACAGCUGCCUGGCUGCCACCAAGGCCGCACGCUCCUACGUCAGCCCCAACUCUGGAUUCCAGCAGCAGCUGCAGGAAUAUGAGAGGACCCUGCUCCAGGAGUACCGUGCCUGGAUCCGCCGGGAUUAUGGCAGGAACCCCUUCCAGGACCAGGAGGAGCUGCAGCGCUUGCUGGGCCAGCAGCAGCUGGGGAGCAGGGAUUGCUCCUGGCUCCAGUCCCCAGCUCCCACCUUCCCUCCUCCCUGCCACACAGGUGGCACCGGUGGUGGCAGCAGAUGGAUGAACAGAUAAGCAGUCAGGCUGUUCCCAGGCAGGCCCUGGGGCUUGGAAAACUCAGUUUUCCCAUUGCCAAGCACCUCCAGGUAUUCAUGUCUAGGUCAGAAAUCUGCCAGCAGCAGCGUGGGUUCUGGGUUGGAGCGGGGGGACAGGACUCACAGACCCCUCCUGUCAGCUGCCAGCUCCAGUGAAUUGGUGACAGCAUCCUGCUCUGUCCCAUUCCUCCAUUCCCAA
Molecule: messenger RNA, 843 nt
Organism: Cinclus cinclus
Lineage: Eukaryota; Metazoa; Chordata; Aves; Passeriformes; Cinclidae
Product: dual specificity protein phosphatase 22-A-like
Exons: 7
Coding region: 1-624 (207 amino acids)
Biological process (GO): transforming growth factor beta receptor signaling pathway; protein dephosphorylation; regulation of cell population proliferation
Cellular component (GO): cytosol
Molecular function (GO): protein tyrosine/serine/threonine phosphatase activity
Source: RefSeq, a predicted model, not a curated record